This is a messenger RNA of Triticum aestivum (bread wheat), 1521 nucleotides long. RefSeq lists its product as uncharacterized. The record is from RefSeq and is a predicted model, not a curated record. Lineage: Eukaryota; Viridiplantae; Streptophyta; Magnoliopsida; Poales; Poaceae. Bases 667 to 1521 code for a protein of 284 amino acids. The transcript has a single exon.
GGCGGCCACUCCGGCCCCGGCGUCCACAUCUCCUAGUCCCUCUCCCCCUCCCUCUCUCCCGCCCCCUCCCGACCCUCCCAUGGCGUCGGGAUCUAGAAGCCCGCCUUCGGUCUCGUCCUCUUUCCAGCGGGAGAGACAGGUGGUCUCCGGGCUUGGUCUGUCCAGCUCGCCUGGUUCGGCGCGCUCCUCGUCUGCGGGCGCGGCCCAUGAAGUGGAUGGGGAGCCGGCGCCGGAGCCGGGGUAGCACAGGCCGGGUCCUUCCCGCAAAGCUCGCUGGCGGCGUCGUCGGGCGCUGAGGCGCCAGCAGGGAGCUGGCGGUCAGGGUAGCUGCGCAUCUUCUUCCUCCUCUGAAAGGCGUCAGAUUCCUCCGGAUUUGUUUGGCCUCUGCUUCAGGUGCUUCCAAGAGGGCCACCGGCGUCAGGACUGCACUAAUGACCCGCUCUGCAUCCGCUGCGGCUUCUCGGGCCACGUCUCCUCCCAGUGCACGGUGUCGCGCAGUCCAAUCUCGGCUGAGGAGCUGCGCCGGGCCGUGAUUGGCAGGGUGUCUAAAGCUCGUCAGACAGAGCCGGCGCCGGAGGCAACGCCGGCCAUGGGGCGGAUGCUGUUGGAGCCUAGGCAGGACGCGCCUGGGGCGCCGUCCUCGCCAGUUGCGCCCGGCUUCCCCCCAUGAUGGCCGUCGACUUGUCCCCGCUAGUGCGUGCCGAGGUGUGCAUUCUGCCGCGGUCGGCGGGGAUGGAGGACCUGGAGCGUCGGCUUCAGCUGGCGGUGGUGGUAUAUGUGGGCGGUGCAAGGCCGCCGAUAUCUUGUGUGGACGCUGCCAUCGCCAUCUCCGAGCAGCUCAACAUCCCAAGGCAUCGCUUUUCGGUGCACAAAUUCCAUCCUGAAGACUUCUUGAUUAUUUUUGCGUCGCACGAGCUCAGGAACAGAGCGUUGGGUGUGCCUUUGGUUGAGCAUCAGGGUGUCAAGCUUUACAUCAAGCCUUGGCUGAGACAGGCGCAAGCUAAAUCCAGGUUGAUGCGCAUUCAGGUCGACCUCAUGAUCGAGGGUGUGCCGUCGCAUGCGUGGUCGAAGGAGACGGCCACGGAGCUGCUGGGCAAUUCCUGUCUGAUCGAGAGUUUAGUGCCGGAGACCGCGAGUAGAGAGGAUCUCUCUCUGUUCAAGCUGCGUGCAUGGUGUGUUGACCCGGAGGAAAUCCCGACGUGUCGUCGACUCUGGGUGCCGGAGCCGCAGGAGCGUGUGGUGAAUCCAGCCAUGCAGCGUCCGUCCUUUCGUCAACUACUGGAGUACCCUACACUCAUUCACAUUGGGAGGCUGAGAGAUCAUACUCCACCGGAGCUCUGGCGUCGCUCGCCUAGUUCGGACGGUGGUAGCGGUCAAAGUGGCCUACCGGACAGCUUCAUUGGAUCCCUUCCCGGCGGUGAUUGGACGGUGUUGCAAUGGACUCGCGGAGUCUGCGACAAUAGGGGCGUUGGUCGCCGUUCUCCUGGCCCCGCCGGCGGCAGUGGACAUGGCAGAUCUUAG